This is a messenger RNA of Cetraspora pellucida, 765 nucleotides long. The record is from the annotation of a GenBank genome assembly. Lineage: Eukaryota; Fungi; Glomeromycota; Glomeromycetes; Diversisporales; Gigasporaceae.
AUGGAUACUCAAAAUAUUAUUGUCAAUGCUGAUGAAAGCAAAUAUUGUUCCCGUUGUAAAAAAACUAAACCAGUCAUUGAAUUUACAAAGCAGUCCGGGGGUAAGACAGUAACAUUUACCAGAUGUAACCUUUGCAAUGAACAGGAUAGAAAAAGUAGACAAAAUGCUAGAGCUGUCGUUGCUAAAAGUACUUCAUCUUCAGCCCAAAGUAGGCAAAAUGCCAGAGCUGUUAUUGCUGAAAAUACUUCGCCAUUGAUCCUAAAUUAUGAUGAAAGUGAUGAAACCGGAAUUGACAACGAAAAUAAUGAAGACGAACUUUUUUAUGAUUUUGGUGAUCUUGAAGAACUCGUGUCUGUUAAUUUCAAAGAUAGUGAAGAAAAAAAUAACCAUGUCAAAUUUUCUAUAAAAGUAAAAAUUGAAAGGGAAUUAGUUAAUGAGAAUAUAUUAUUGCCUGAAUUUGACCAAAAUGAAGAAGCUGAAAAAUUUCAUAAGAUUAUUAAUAUCAUGAUUGUGCCUCUUCAAACAGAAUCAGGGUAUUAUUGGGAGCUUCAAUACUUGUAUGUUAAUAAAAAAAAUGGGCAAUAUAUAGGAUGUGCAACAGCCCAUCUAGGUUGUACACAAAAGCUUGAACGUAAGUAUAAAAAACCAGAUGAACAACCUGUGAAGCGGGUAAGUGAAGUGCAUUCUGCUAUUGAAUGCUAUCCAUGCCAUGGCACUAUAACAAUCAAAAUAGACCUAUGUGAGCAGAUGCUAAAAUAUCAAUAA